AUGCACACCGUCCCGGCUCCCGGCUUUGCUCAGGCACAGGGGGAGCACGCUUGGGCUCCGCCGUCCAGUCCUCCCCCGUGUGCUCUGAGACUCUGCCCUCCCUGCUCUUCUUGCACAGGGCCCGUCGCCACAGGAUCUCGAAGGAGGCGGCUCGUUCUGAGGCUGAGCCAGAAGGACGCCCUGCAAGCGCUCUUUCAACGGAACCCCUACCCUGGGAUAGCGACCAGAGAACGGCUGGCCCGGGAGCUUGGCAUUGCCGAAAGCAGAGUUCAGGUCUGGUUCCAAAACAACGCAGAAGACGGUCAAAGCAGAGCCGAUCGCCGCCGUCUGAAUAUGUGCACCGAGAAGGGGAGCGGGCAACGUCCACGCCACGCCACCGUCGCGCCCGCCUCGACCUCAGUCUUCCUCUCCAGUGUCCAGAUCGGGGCGCGACGCCCCCAGUCGGCGUGGGCGGGCAGCACUGGGUCCCCCUUCCUUGGCACCCCCCCUCCCCAGCCCCCGUCGGGAACUUUAGGCUCCGGCUGCCCAGGAGACUCGGCCCGAGAGGCCCGGAGAAAGAGGACCGUCAUCUCUCCUUCCCAAACAAGCAUCCUUGUGCAAGCCUUCACGAGGGAUCGCUUCCCGGGGAUUGCCGCCAGGGAAGAACUGGCUCGUCAGACGGGAAUCCCAGAACCUCGAAUCCAGGUAUGGUUUCAAAACCGAAGAGCUCGGCACCCCCAGCAGAGCCCGAGCGGGCCCGGCGGCGCAGCAGCCACGACUCCUCCUGCUCCAGAGGACCGAAGGGCCCCACCCGCUGUCCAGAGCACCUCUCCUCCCCUUCGCCCCUCCCGCCACAGGAGAGCAUGCCACCCUCGGCGGCGGCGGCGGCCGCAGCUGCUCCGUUCGGGGCCCCCGCCUUCUGGGUGCCCGGGACUGCCUCUGGGGUCUGUGUGGGCCAGCCGUUGA
This is a messenger RNA of Capra hircus (goat), 945 nucleotides long. Its product is annotated as double homeobox protein 4C-like. The transcript has 5 exons. The record is from RefSeq and is a predicted model, not a curated record. NCBI's taxonomy places the organism in Eukaryota, Metazoa, Chordata, Mammalia, Artiodactyla, Bovidae. The coding region runs from base 1 to 945 and encodes 314 amino acids. Gene Ontology annotation, molecular function: DNA binding.